AGUCAUAAUAAUAUCUUUCUUUCUUUCCCUCAAACCCUCUCCUCAAGAUUCUUCCUGAAACCAUCAGAUUAACUUUUGUAGGGUUUUUCUUUUCCGAUUUCAUGUACCCUCCUAAUUCCUCUAAGUCCACCGCUCCAGACGGCGGCGACGCCUACAGAAAUCAAUAUGACUCAGCCGCCGGAGCCACCCGUGAUUUCUCCUCUCUUGCCCCUCAAAGCCACCAUUCUUCACCGCCGCAGCGGCAGCAGCACAAUCCCAACCUCCUCGUCGUCGGCCAUUACUUAUCUGGCGAACCAUCUUCCAUCGGAUUCGAUUCCGGUGCUUCUUCUUCUUCUUUGUUCCGACACAGAAGCUCUCCGGCCGGAUUCUACGACCAACAUCUUCCCACUGAUCCCAACGGUUUUUCUCUAGGACAGCCAAACAGAGGUUACAGCGGCGGCGGAGGAGGAGAGAGAGCGCCGUCGAGGUUGAAGUCGGAGCUGAGAUUCUCUGGCGGCAGUAGUAGUCAUCAAGAACAUAAGUCUCUACCGCGAAUUUUGGAGGCUGAAGCGGCUGCGGCGGCUAUAAACGGUGUCGCAUCGAGUAGUAUGAGUUUUGGAAAUCAUAAUCAUAAUAACAAUUGGGACAACUCGUCUUCUCAUAUCAGUUUCACCAUUGAUCAACCCGGAAAACGGUCCAAGAACUCCGACUUUUUCACGUUAGAAACUCAGUUUAGCAUGCCGCAAACAUCUCUGGAAAUGGCGAGAAUGGAGAACUUGAUGAACAUCCCAGAGGACUCGGUUCCUUGUAAGGCUAGGGCCAAGCGCGGCUUCGCGACUCACCCACGCAGCAUCGCUGAAAGGGAGAGAAGAACGAGAAUAAGCGGGAAGCUGAAGAAGCUACAAGAACUUGUGCCUAAUAUGGAUAAGCAAACGAGCUACGCAGAUAUGUUGGAUUUGGCUGUUGAGCAUAUCAAAGGUCUUCAACACCAAGUAGAGUCACUGGAAAAGGGAAUGGAGAAAUGUACUUGUGGGGCAUGCAAGAAACGAUGAUGAAUUGAUGCGUUAUGUUUCCAAAUAUGAUGCAAUAAAGUAAUAGAAGAACCAAUUCAAAGACAGAUAAAGAAACAUAGCAGGAAGGAGUUAUUUUGGAGGUCUAAUGAAAGUGAUGAUAGGUUAAUUAAGGUUGGGGUUUUGUCACUCUCUCAAAGUCUUGACGUUAAUUAUAACUUAAAAUUCAAUCAUUCGUUUUUUUUUCUUUUUUUUUUCUCAAAGUUGGUUAAUUUAGCUAAUUAGAGCAAAACCCAUUAUUUGAGAUUUGAAAGAGAUGCGCGUUUGUGUGUGUGAAUAGUUCUCAAUCCUACGUACGUUUUGAUCUGUGAAUGAAAAACUCAGAAAAAUAUCAGGA
Arabidopsis lyrata subsp. lyrata is the source of this 1386-nucleotide messenger RNA. Its product is annotated as transcription factor bHLH129. NCBI's taxonomy places the organism in Eukaryota, Viridiplantae, Streptophyta, Magnoliopsida, Brassicales, Brassicaceae. The transcript has 6 exons. Bases 102 to 1031 code for a protein of 309 amino acids. Gene Ontology annotation, molecular function: DNA-binding transcription factor activity, RNA polymerase II-specific; protein dimerization activity; RNA polymerase II cis-regulatory region sequence-specific DNA binding. The record is from RefSeq and is a predicted model, not a curated record. Gene Ontology annotation, cellular component: nucleus. Gene Ontology annotation, biological process: regulation of transcription by RNA polymerase II.